This is a messenger RNA of Eremomyces bilateralis CBS 781.70, 4531 nucleotides long. Its product is annotated as WD repeat protein-like protein. Gene Ontology annotation, cellular component: RAVE complex. The coding region runs from base 207 to 4307 and encodes 1366 amino acids. Gene Ontology annotation, biological process: vacuolar acidification. NCBI's taxonomy places the organism in Eukaryota, Fungi, Ascomycota, Dothideomycetes, Eremomycetales, Eremomycetaceae. Gene Ontology annotation, molecular function: protein binding. The record is from RefSeq and is a predicted model, not a curated record. The transcript has 4 exons.
AAUAGCGCUGCACGCGUACAUCAUCACCUGCGCCUCGUAACUGUACAUGAUCUGGUCACUUGCAAUAACGCCGUAUCUUCUAUCCGUCGUGUGCUUCAGGAUCUGCUAUCAUUCAUUCUGCGGGUCCCAAAUCUUCUGGCCUGCCGUUUCCACAUUGUCCAGAGAAUGCAUUGAAGCUCUGGCAAUUCCUCUAGCUCGUCGCGCUCAUGCGAACUGUCCUACCUGGCAGACCCCAGGCAAAGCUUCAAGCUGUCUCCACGGAGCUUUGGGAUGGGAAACACAUUGUCGUAUACAUCUCCGGGAAUGCCGUCGUCAUCCUUGAUGGACCGCACCAGCUUCUCCAGACCAUCUAUCUCGACAAGGAUGACGACCUACAAGCAGUUGCACUCGAUGAGGACUCGGGGAAAAUAGCAGCGGCUUCGAGCACGGAGAUUCACAUCUACAAGCCAUAUGGGAAGGAGGAAGGCUUCCUCCAGUGGUCAUUGCAAUGCUCGAUUCGCACCGACGAAACGAAGGGAGAUGUGCAGACACUAUCCUGGGGCCAAGAUGAAGGCUUGUUGGUUGGAAGCAACGCGUUGAGUCUUUACGAUACUCACAACGCCUCCAACCUUCACUGGUCGAGACCUUUAGCAAAUGCCGCCAAGUUCGCCGAGUUUUCGUAUGACGGAACCCUAAUAGCCACAUCAGGCCAAUAUGAUCGGCUCGUCAAGAUAUGGAGGCUACUGGGUGUUGGACCCUCUGGUCAAGAGUUUGACUAUGGAUACCUUCGUCACCCGGCCGUCGUUACCGACAUACACUGGCGGCAGCCAUUCCAUAGGGAACAGUCCAUGGAGAACAUCGUAUAUACGAUCUGCGCUGAUAACAAGGUCCGAAUCUUUGCUCCUAUGGACCACCAUGCGCCGUCAAUCUUCCAACAAUGGGGAGAAAUCGACCUCAUGCAAUCGAUACAACCCAGGGGCCUCGAUCCUUCGCAGAGGUCCUCGAAGAGAUACGCUUUCAUAAUCGACAGUCGAGACUUUACGCUCGCAGCUGAACGAGCGGUUCAACAGGCUGCAAAUGACUUGGCCGAACAACGAGCUCUGGCGCAUCUCAUUGAAGCCGCAAAUCGAAAUCCCGAGGUCUGUGUGGUUCUCGACGAUCAGGGCAACAUGUCUGCAUGGGGUCUUGAAGGUGUAGGGUUGCCUCAUCCAAAGCUUUCCGAUAUUUUCAAUAUCGCCCACGUUCAUGGAUUAAAACUGCGGUUCGCAAGCCAUACAAGCGGUCUGGGGUCUUAUGCCCAGUUUCACAACUUCUGUGGGGACAAAUCCAACAGUGCAUUCACGCUGAUUGCUCAGCAUUUCGAUGGUCGAAUAGAAUGGUUCGAGGCCAGAGUUGACCAACUGUUCGAUUUGGAACCGCGAAAGCAGCGGCUGCACCGGAGGGCGCUAUGGGCUGGCCAUCGAAAACCGAUCAAAAAAAUAGUACGAACCGCUACCGGGAAGGCUGUCAUUUCUCGUACAGAAAACAACAGGAGCUGUAUCUGGGUUCAGAAGCUAUCCAGCCCCGGAAUGAGACUCUCUCUGCAGAGCAUGGUUCCAAUCGACGAACACAUUCACCGUAUGUGGCUCCUUCGAGAGGGCAAGUUUGUUGUCUUUCUACACCAUGGAAGCGUGUCCGUAUGGGACUCCCGCGGACCCAAAGCUUUUGAAGUAGCCCGAAGACAAUACACGAUCAGGGGUAAGCCACUUUGCUUGAUCUUGAUACCUGAGGCUUCGGGUGAACAAGACUCUGUGCAUCUCGCGACCAUUAGCUCGGAGAUGGACGGCGUGGCAUGGGAAGUUCAACUUCCUCCUGAACAAGCCGACGGGCACGCGAAUGGUGCAACCGAUGAAGUCCAGCUCCGAGACUUCGGGACAUUCGAUCUUGGCACGGGCGACGAUCUUGCAUUUGUCCUUCCGGUCGAUCCAGCGGGCACUGCACCCGUGAUCUCUGGCUUCCUAGACACCUUCGCUCGAGACAUUGCAAUAUCCUACACGACUUCCGGGACUAUCAAGGCGUGGACAACGCGUGUCAAUAAAGCGAAGCGAACAUUGGAGUGGCUGAACACUGCCAGUGUGGACACCUUCAUCGAAAACCCGUCGCUUAUGAGCGGUACAUCGAUCCGUAAAGCCGCGAUGAUCGAUGCCGAUAAAACGUCGUUGACGAUUUGGAAUACGCGUAGCGCCCAGUUAGAGCAUCAAGAAGUGUUCAAAGAUCAAAUCAUCACGGACCUGGAUUGGUCUUUCACGCCAGACAACCAAUCGAUACUCUCCGUCGGGUUCGAUCACAAAGUCCUCAUAUAUACCCAGCUACGAUACGAUUACCUGGACGCAGGUCCGUCAUGGGCACCGAUUCGUGAGAUCCAUAUUCGGAGUCUGACUCCCCAUCCCAUUGGCGAUUCCUGUUGGUUGGGCAAUGGCGGUCUCGUCAUGGGGGCGGGGAAUCAACUGUUCGUGCAAGAUGAUAAGCUAGACGUAUCUUACGGUAUUCUAUCGAACAUCCGGUUGCCAUCAAGUGCGCACGGCUCCUUGGACAUUUUCACAGCCGUCAGCCGUCUGAACGGACCGUUACCAGUCUUCCACCCCCAGUUUCUUGCCCAAUGCGUUUUGACUGGGAAGCUGUUGUUGGCGCAACAGAUUCUGACGAAGCUCUUCAAAAUCUUGAAAUUCUACUCGGAAGGAGACCCGUUGGACAGUAGCCUUGGAUUUGACGCAGAUGACGUUUCCCGAAAACCGGAAAUGUACCAUGCUGCAAGAAAGGAAAUGCAUUCUUCCUAUGCCGAUUUUGACAGCGACGACGACGAGCCCGCGACAGUGACUGAAGAGGUUGCAAGUUCGAUAAAUGGUAUCUUGAUGCACUGUCAAAUACCCCAACUCUCGAGCAGGGAGCAAUUCCAUCUCGCGCACAUCGUCGAAUGCGUCGGCACGGUGGAGAAGCACCGUCGCUCCGUGGACGACAAUGCGCGCCGAUUUCUUCUAUUCUUCCGCCUGCAUGUUCUUCGCAAAUCGGAGCAGGUCGACUUACACCCGCUUUCUUGGCGCGAGAUCACCUGGGCUUAUCACAGUGGUAGUCAGGACAUCCUCGUUGACCUCGUGUCGAGACAUUACCACGGCAAGAUGCUCUGGCAACAUGCGCGGCAGAGCGGCAUGUUCAUGUGGAUGACGGAUUUGAACGCGCUCCGGAGUCAGUUCGAGGUCAUUGCGCGGAAUGAGUUUACCAAAUCCGAGGAAAAGGACCCUAUCGACUGCAGCUUGUAUUACCUCGCUCUGAAGAAAAAGGCUGUAUUGGUGGGGCUGUGGAGAAUGGCGACGUGGUGCAAAGAACAGGGCGCAACCUCGAAGCUACUGUCCAACAACUUCAACGAGGCACGAUGGAAGACGGCGGCGUUGAAGAACGCCUACGCGCUCAUGGGACGGCGGAGAUUUCAAUACGCCGCCGCGUUCUUCUUGCUCGCCGACCACCUCGCCGAUGCGGUCAGCGUCCUAGCGAACCGGCUCCAAGACAUGCAGCUUGCGAUCGCCGUGGCGCGCGUGUACGAAGGCGACGAUGGCCCGGUACUCAGAGACUUCCUGCUGGAGCGCGUGCUGCCGCAAGCCGUGACCGACGGGAAUCGAUGGCUUGCCACCUGGGCGUUUUGGAUGCUGAACCGACGAGACAAGGCAGUGCUGGCACUUGUCACUCCUCUGACGACCUUGGUCUCGCCCCCGGAAUCUCCGAAGCUGGAGUCGCGCUUGUUCCUUACGGAUGACCCGGCGCUCAUUGUGUUGUAUAAGCAGUUGCGGGAGAAGUCAUUGCAGACAUUGCGAGGUGCGAUGUCGGUGUCGCCGAGGACGGAGUGGGAGUUCGUGCUUCACACUGCCAACUUAUACACGAGGAUGGGCUGUGACCUCCUCGCACUCGAUCUGGUCAAAACCUGGGAAUUCCUUCUCCCCGCAUGCGGCCAUCAGCCCACCCAACCCCAAAGCCCCCAACCCCCCGCAUCUCCUGACUUCACCCACCCUCUCCACUCCCCUCUUACCCCCCAGGCCCGCUCCGCCCUCGACAACUUCAACAUCGACCCGCGCAAGAUCCUCCGCCGUCGCAGCUCUAUGGUCGUCGCUGACCUCCCCGCGCCAGACGGUCACGCGGGCGGCGUGGCGAACUUGAACGGCGUGCUGGAGGACGCGGGGACCCCGCAGUCGGAGCGUGAGCAGGCUGCAGCGGAGGGGAGGUCGAGGAAGGAGGAUAGGACGCCGACGCAGUUCCAGGAGCCGGAUGCGAAUAGUCUGUUGGACGCGUUUGGGUUUUAACGGGGUGUGUAGUUUCAUAGGUUCAUCCAGUUCUGGCGUUUCGAUUGGGCCCCGGGUGGAAGAUUUCGAUCGAUGUGAUGACUGUCUUCAUUGCGCAUGGCGUCUCGGUUGGUUUUCAGUACAGGCUUUGUGUGCAGACUUUGUGUGCAAUCGGAUUGUUUUAGAUAGUAUUUCAAGCAAAUUAAUUGACGUGCCAUCAACAGAACAAAAUUCAAUACCUAGCC